AACCUAUAUACUCGGCUGAUUACACCCUCCCCCAAAUGCGUGUUAUUCUCGCGAGUAAGAGAGAGAGACAGCCAGAAAAUCUGCAACAACCAGUAGUCUAUAUAUGCUGCAACAGCAAGCUAACGUAGGUAUAAACCCGUGCUGCAAGUUGACACUUAGUCGUCAUCAUCAUCAUCAUCAUCGUCGUCGCUGAGUCUCUGAGCGUAAAUAAACGGUGAUCCGCCCAGAUGCGACGUCUGUCCGGGAGUCGAGGCCGCACUUGACCUAAGGAAUAAGGGAUAGGGACAGCCCUCGAGUCUCUCUUUUUCACGCCUGCAUCGCGAGCAUUGCGCAACGCUGCACGUUUUUCCUGCAGCGAGGAGAACAGCUAGCGAGAAAAGCCGAGAGAGGAAAAACUGGCGAAUCGAGAAAUGGUUAGUACCUAUAUGCCGUUUAUUACUUGUACACGUACGGAUGGCUACGAUGUCUCGAGCGCGUAGGAACUGAUAAGGCCGCGAUUAGGGAGCUUAUAUUUAGAAUUGCGCCUGUGUUUACGCCCAAUGCUAGGCUGAUAGGAGAUAAUUAGAUAUUAGUACCUCCUCCUCUAGGAAGAGGCUGAACUGAAUGAAGAUUAGCUGCUAUGUGGACUAUUGAUAUGGUGAAUGGAGUUUUUGGAGCACAAUGACUACUUAUGAUUCAUCGAUUGUUUUAAAUGAAUAUAGAUGCUCUUUCGUUUGGAACCUUAACUUUGGACUUGUUAUCAAUGUCAGAGUAUACAGGAACAAGGAGAUUUAGAUGAACUUUUAAGAGUGGGAAUUCUUUUUGAUAUGGUGAAUGUUAUCCAGACGGAGAAUGCAGUUGUUAUCAUUCUGUUUCAUUAUCAUAUACAUUGUAUUGUAAUGCCUGAUUUGAUAAGGCUUUAAUGCCACUGUGAAUUCAAAUUGGAAAUUUGCUUUAGAAUAGAGAAGUUUUAUAACGAUGACGAUGACCAGUACCAGUCUGGCUACGAUGUGGGUUCCUUUCCAAAAGAUUUUGGAUAUACGCCUUUCGAUGGUGAUGGCGAUGGCUCUGCAGGUCCACUGACUGGAGAUCAAAAACCUAGAAUAUUGCUGAUGGGUCUUAGACGAAGCGGUAAAUCGUCAAUACAAAAAGUUGUCUUUCACAAAAUGUCACCAAAUGAGACCUUGUUCCUGGAGAGCACAAAUAAAAUCAUCAAGGAUGAUAUCUGCAACUCAAGCUUUGUACAGUUUCAAAUUUGGGACUUUCCUGGACAGAUAGACUUUUUUGAUCCUACAUUUGACAGUGACAUGAUCUUUGGAGGAUGUGGAGCCUUGGUUUUUGUCAUUGAUGCACAGGAUGAUUACAUGGAAGCUCUAAACAAACUGCACCUGACUGUUACAAAGGCAUACAAAGUUAAUCAAGCUAUAAAGUUUGAAGUUUUUAUACACAAAGUUGAUGGGCUAUCUGAUGAUUACAAAAUGGAAACUCAGAGGGACAUCCAUACAAGAGCAAAUGAUGAUUUGAUUGAUUCCGGUUGCGAUCAGAUACAUCUAAGCUUUCACUUAACGUCAAUUUAUGACCACAGUAUAUUUGAAGCAUUUAGCAAAGUUGUACAGAAAUUGAUUCCGCAGUUACCAACGUUGGAAAAUUUAUUGAAUAUACUUAUCUCAAACUCAGCAAUAGAAAAGGCCUUUCUUUUCGACGUUGUUUCGAAAAUAUAUAUUGCGACGGACAGUUCACCCGUUGAUAUGCAAAGUUAUGAACUCUGCUGUGAUAUGAUUGAUGUUGUAAUCGACGUGUCUUGUAUAUAUGGAUUGAGGGAGGAAGUAGAAGCAGCGGCGUUCGAUAGUCAAAGCUCUAGUUUAAUUAAGUUAAACAAUGGAACGAUUUUGUACUUGAGAGAAGUAAACAAAUUCCUCGCGCUCGUUUGCAUUUUAAGAGAGGAUAACUUUGAUAGACAAGGCGUCAUCGACUACAACUUCCUAUGCUUCCGGAACGCGAUCCAGCAGGUGUUCGAGUUGCGUAAUAAAGCUUUGGCCGCAGCGACCAGCAACAACACUACCGGUAUCAGCUCUAACAACCAUUCGACUUCACCCGUGAGCAACAACCUUUCCGAACCUAGGCCAAGCAGCUCGCUAGCUGGUGGUUCUCAACCAUUAAUGCCGACGACGCAGCCGACGACCAGUGCGGCGGGCAACAGCAGCGGCUCUCUCACUCAGAAUGGCACCGCCGUGCUGGCGCAGAGCUAACCAAGCGAGCAUUGCGCUGCUGAGUUUGCCCAGUUCGAUUUUUUGGGCAGAGAGACUUUCUGAAGAAUCGUAUAUUUUUCUAAACAAAGCUGAGCGAUAAAAUUGCUGGUUUGGUUCCGGUAGGGAUAUUAGAUUUGAAAUUGAUAAGGAUGUUUAAUUUUUGUUUUUUUUUAGAAAAAUUUGGGACUCGUACAAACGAUCAAAAUCAUAAUUUGGGUUACAUUUUCACUUGUAAAUAUAAACUAAGAAUACUUGCGAUGAUUGAUGCAAAUUUGAUUGUUAAUAAGGAUGUGAACCAACUGAGAAAUCAUGGCAUAUUAAUAUCUUCGCUCUGUGAGAAUUGACUUACAUCUCUGAGCCUACAAAAUGCUAGAAUUGCAGACGCAGUCGUUGAUAAGACUUUUAAUCUCUGUCGGCCUAAGACGCUUUAAUGCUUCAAGGCCAGUAAGAAGAAAGGAAUUCGACGAAUAGUCAUCACAGGUCACUUUUGUUUGAGGCAUUUUCCUUUCCCGGUAUAAAUGCGACGUAGAGAAUCUCUUGCCCUAUAGAGACGUGUAGAAAGAAAAGGAUGAAAAUUUACGAUAUGUGCUAUAUAUGUGUACACUACUUGUAACGAUAUCAAAUGUAACUAAUAUGAAGAUAAAAGAAAAAAAAUUGUAUAUAUAUAACUAUAACAUAGUGUGUUGAGCUAUUUUAGUUUGUGCAGAAAACGAGAAAGAAAUCUUGACGACGAGUUUUUACUUCAAAAGUCGUUGUCGUCGUCGAGUCUCGAUUCCUCCACGACCUCGGACAGGACUUCGUUGACGAUCGACGAUGAAGAGUCGUAAGCAUCGAGCAGCUCCUUACGCCGGUACCAAUGCAAGUAUGCAAAGGCUCGCUCGUACUCGUUUUGGGUUCGAGGAUCAAGACUGAAAUCGCGGCGAAUUGAAUUAUUUUUGUGUAGAUUAUUUAUACGCCUGGAGCUUCGAUUGGUAAUUAGAACGAUAUGGUUAACUUUCAUUCGCGGAUUGAAUUGUGUUAGCAAUGAUAUGAUUGAACAUUUAUGUAGAUACCAGCAAGCCUAAGGAUUUUACAAUUAAAUCAAAAUUAUUACAGCUCGACAAACUCGUUGAGUAAUUUAUGAGUAGAUUAGUUUACAAUUUGUAAUUACGUUUACAUUGUUAAUUUUUACUAAUACAAAGAUGCAGGAGUAAACAUCAAAUUAUUGAGCAUUUGUACAAUUCCUUUAUAGAAAAAAACUUAAAUUUUUAUAUUUGUUUGUCUGAGAAAAAAA
Nasonia vitripennis (jewel wasp) is the source of this 3501-nucleotide messenger RNA. It is a transcript of the gene RagC-D, whose product is annotated as ras-related GTP-binding protein C. The record is from RefSeq and is a predicted model, not a curated record. The coding region runs from base 1092 to 2228 and encodes 378 amino acids. Lineage: Eukaryota; Metazoa; Arthropoda; Insecta; Hymenoptera; Pteromalidae. Gene Ontology annotation, biological process: cellular response to starvation; positive regulation of TOR signaling; cellular response to amino acid stimulus. The transcript is spliced from 7 exons. Gene Ontology annotation, cellular component: Gtr1-Gtr2 GTPase complex; nucleus; lysosome. Gene Ontology annotation, molecular function: GTP binding; GTPase activity.